This is a messenger RNA of Angiostrongylus costaricensis, 1836 nucleotides long. Lineage: Eukaryota; Metazoa; Nematoda; Chromadorea; Rhabditida; Metastrongylidae. The record is from the annotation of a GenBank genome assembly.
AUGACUGAUCUCUGCGAACAACCAUUAGGACUACUCUGUGAAGUGAUUCGACGCGAAUUAGUUCAUCUUCUCGAAUCCUUGCCUGGCACAAAGGAUUUGGUAGUGGAUGCUACGUUACUUCGUCCUAUUGAUCGAAUUGCAUCCAUGAGUUUGUUGCAAAAGCACGGAUGUCAACGAGUGAUUCCCCUACGACUCGACUCUCAGGUGGCUAUCCCGUGGGAUUCAAAUGUGUUUCGUCGUGUCUACCUUCUCCGCAGUUCCCUGGACAUGGCUCGAUUGCUGGCCCAACAUGUUCGUGCCACUUCUGAAAAGCAAAUCGCUGCGAUUUGGGUGGAUCGUCGUUUAGUGGUUUGUGAGCGAGAACUAGAGCGGCAAGGAGUAUUUGGGCUUAUUGAGUCUUUUGAGCUGAGCAUUUCUUUUAUCUCGCUUGAAAGUGAUCUGUUUUCAAUGGAAAUGCCUGUUGCGAUUGCUCAAAAAGAUUUAUUGUCUCCGGCGAAUGCUUUAUUUCAGUUGCAGUCUCUAUAUGGUCUUAUACCGACAGUUUAUGGUUUGGGAGAGCAGACUGAGAUGCUGUGGAAGUUGAUGCAUCAUGUUUACAUCGAUCGAGGAGAGCCGCGGUCGUCGCCGGAUCAACCAAUUAGCCAUUUAUUUAUGUUCGACAGAUCCCUUGAUCAAGCCACGGUACUGAUGACUGGCCUAACGUACGAAGCUAUGCUUCAUGAAGUAUUCUUUAUUGGGUGCGGAAAAACCUCAUUCGGUCCAGAAGUAGAAGAGAAGAUGAAGCCCGAUGUUGAACAUGGAGAGGUGACGAAAAAGUCUAAGGUCUACGUUCUUGACAACAACGAUGGUGUAUUUUCGUCAAUAAGAAAUAAACAUAUGACAGGGGUGUUUCCGUUUCUCAGUUCAAAGGCCAAGGAAAUUCAAUCGGAUUUCAAUAAAGGUGCUUCAAUUGACCAGGUUCGCGACAUGAAGCAGUUUGUUUCACAGGAGUUGAAAUCAUUAAAACUUCAACAUCGACAACUAGAGAUGCAUAUUUGUGCUUGCGAAGUAUUGUUGGAAAAAAACGGUGCUGCUGGAGCAGGAGAACGUUUGCGAUUCGAGCAUGAAUUGGUGGCGGGAACAGCUAACAUCAGUGACGUAAUUUCAUAUCUCGAAGACUGCAUGCUGCGAGAAUUGCCCUCUUGGCAGGUAUUAUCACUGGCAUGUUUAACCUCUUUAUCACAGAAUGGUCUUCCUGGAAAGUAUUUCCAGUCAUUCCGCGAACAUUUUCUUCGAAGCUACGGUUAUGAGUACCUUCCAAUACUUCAUAGUCUCUGCUCCAAACGGCUUUUGAUUGAGAAGCCUCGACCAAUCGUGGGUGCUGCGCCGUCGGCAAUGCCUUCUCCAUCUCGAAGUGAUUCUUUACCAACACUGCCAUUUCUUAUCAAAAGGCUUAACCUUGUACCAACAUCAGAAGACACAGCGGUGGAUUUGCGAAAUCCAUCAGCGAUGAGUUAUGUCUUUUCUGGCGCCUUCAUACCUCCGUUCUGUCAAGUUGUCGCCAAUGCAAUGGUUCAUGGAUGGAACACAAAUGAACUAAAGAAGACAUUUGGACGAGUUUUAGUAGAGGAAAACAGUUACAUUCCUGCCGAUCGUCGUCCUGACAAUCGAAUGAAAAAAGCUAUUCUUGUUUUCUUUCUGGGUGGUGUCACAUACGCUGAAGUGGCAGCACUAAGGCUGCUUGCGGUGCAAAAUAAUUUUCGGAUACUGAUAGCAUCAACUAAUAUCAUUCAUAGGGAAUCAUAUAUGAAAUAUCUCAGUGACGUAGAUCCUCGUUUUUCUAAUUAUCAUUUGUGA